Molecule: messenger RNA, 1434 nt
Organism: Cuscuta campestris
Lineage: Eukaryota; Viridiplantae; Streptophyta; Magnoliopsida; Solanales; Convolvulaceae
Source: the annotation of a GenBank genome assembly
AAGUAGGGUGGAAAUUUUCUUGUCAUCCAUUAUCCUAUCAUCAUCAUAUCACACCCAAACACCAUACCAAGUCUUCAACCAAACAUGGAUGUGACUGGGGCCCAAAAAAGGUUCCCAUUGGUCGACUACUCCGCCAUGCACGGCGACGUUCUAGAGGCGGUCCUCUCACGCGCCGCCCUCGUCGACCUGGUCCCGGCGUCGCUCGUGUCGAGGUCGUGGAACCGCGCCGUGUCCUCCUCCCUCCGGUGGCGCAACACCCCCAAGCCGUGGUUGUUCGUCCACACGCAGAGCAUCAGGUCGCCGCACGUGACCUCCACGCGUGCGUACGACCAUCGUUCCCGCGUGUGGGUCCACGUGAGGAACGAAUCGUCCCGCCACGUGUCGGCGCCCCUACGAUCCUCCCACUCCAACCUCCUCUACACUUUGUCCCCUUCGAUGCUCUCGUUCUCCUUUGACGCGCUGAACGUGGAGUGGCACCACGUCGGCGCGCCGAAGGUCUGGCGGACCGACCCGAUCGUCGCUCGGGUCGGCCGUUCGAUCAUCAUUGCCGGAGGGACGUGCGAUUUCGAGGACGACCCCCUGGCGGUGGAGAUGUAUGACGUGGAGGAUGCCACGUGGAGGACGUGCGAGUCAAUGCCAGCAAUUCUUAAGGACUCGUCGACCUCCACGUGGCUCUCGAUAGCCGCGACAACCGAUAAGCUGGUCGUGACCGAAAAGCUUACCGGGUCAACUUACUGCUUUGACCCAGAGAUGAAGAGUUGGUCCGGGCCCUACGCUUUGCGCCCGGACCAACGAAUGUCCCUCUCGAUCAUCGGAUUCUCAGACACCCGAUUAGUUCUUCUCGGAGUGAUCGGGGACGUCGGGAACGUCAGCGGGAUAAAAGUAUGGGAAGUCGACACCGACAGCUUCGAGUGCGCGGAGAUCGGGGAGAUGCCGGCGGGAUUGGUGGGGAAGUUGAAGAGCGAGACCUUCGGGAUGUCUUCCGUUAACCUCUGCAUGGCCGGAGGUUUCGGGCACAUCUAUAAUUCAUCGGAGGCGGAGGAGGUGGUGGUGUUUGAGGUAAGAGGCGGUGGGCGGUGUGAGUGGUGGAGCUUCAAGAAUACGGCGGCCGGAGAGGGAACCGGCAGAAUGGAAAGAGUGGUGUUUACGUCGUCGGAAGUUGGAGUCGGCGACUUACUGCGAGCGGUGCAAUCCAAGAAAGGGACUUUUAAUGUUACCACUUAACACACUAUUAAAAAACUUCGAGAAAAAAAAGAUGUUUAAUUAGCAUUUUUUUUAAGAUGAAAAAUAUUGUGAGUUGUAAUUUUUUUUCUGUCAAAAAAAGUCUGGGCACAUACAUUUAAUUGGGCUUGUUAUAAUUAUUGUUAGUGAAAAAACACCAAAAAAAUAUAAUGUCGCUUUCUUGUUCAUGGACAAUUAAUGGGCUUGUUUGUU